ACCUGCAGUUCCUAAUAGGGAAUUUGAUCCCUUGGAGAUCCACAAAUCAGCUGGUCAAAGUACUAAAAGCAGAACUAUUGCAGUGGUGCGCCGCAGCAAGUGCCAGACCCUCUCAGACGACUAGGCACCAUUCUUGGCAUUUUAACAGAAGAAGGAGAAAUGACUGAAAGUGAAGCACGGCUCGGCAUAUUGCUUGAAAAAAUUGUUAACUGGGAUUCCGAUCAAUCCAUGAUAUGGGACCGAGACCAUGAUGAAACUUCUGAGUUUUUUCAAGUUGUCAGUGAAGUUCAGCAACUUGUUGACAAGUUAACAACCUCACCUGUGUAUAAUAAGCUUUUAUGCUAUGCUGAUAGCACUCUUCAGAUGGCCAUGGAUAGGCUUGAGGAGUUUGUGCACCUUCUGAGACAGUAUAGGCAGCCUUUGGUGCCAGAUCACAUGUCAUUUCGGUCCAUGGAAGAGGAAUUGUCAGAGGACUUCUCAACUAGUUCAUUUGAAGAAGAAGCAAUUCAGGGUAAAAGCCACCAUGAAAGCAGCCGAAGAUCAGAGGAUUUUCUAGUCGAUCUGAUCCAUCCUGAUGUUUUAUGUAACCUCAGAUGCAUAGCUGAAACGAUGUUUUCGGCCAAGUUUGACAGGGAGUGCUGCCAAGCCUACAUUAGUGUCAGAAAGGAUGCACUUGAUGAGUGUCUUUCUGUUCUUCGCAUUGAAGAAGUCCUGCAGCUGGAAUGGUCAUCACUGAAUUCCAUGAUCAAGAGGUGGAAUCGAGCUCUGAAAGUUUUUAUACGCGUUUAUCUUUCGAGCGAGAGUCGUCCAUGUGACCUCAUAUUUGGAGAACUUUCAGUGUCACUAAGACAGUCCUUCUUUGUUGAGAUCUCAAAGAGCUCUAUCAUGCAAUUCCUCAAUUUAGGAGAAGCAAUAGCAGUUGGACCACUAAAGCCAGAGAAGCUCUUCAGGAUACUUGACAUGCAUGAGGGAUUAGCAGCUCUUCUCACCGACAUCGAAUCACUCUUUCCAAAUGAGUCAGGCUCUUUCAUUGUAAAUGAAUGCAAUGAGAUUUUGUCAAGGCUGGGUGAAUAUGUGAGAGGAACCUUCUCCGCAGUCAAGAAUGCGAUUCUAAGAAACACAUCAACAACAGGUUUUGCAGGAGGUGGAGUUCAUCCUCUCACAAAGUAUGCCAUGAACUACAUAAAAGCACUUGCAGAUUACCGUGUAACAAUGAAUGCGCUCUUUGAUGAACAGAUUCCUCUCUCUCUCGCCUAAACGCUUCAGCUCCCUGACCUCACGAACAAGUAAAAUUCACUCAGAGAAAAAGAAACAGAGCGUUUCUUCUCAUGCCGAUCUGUUUCCCCGCGGCUUCGCCCUUUGACCUUCUGUUAAGUUUUCCAUUCGUCAGAUCUGAUUAAGAAGAGGAAGCUAGAGUGGAAUUUUAUUCGGAGUAAGAUUUACCUAAGUCCUCUUCCAAUUACCAAAUAGAUUCUUAGAUGAAGAAUUGAGCGGAGGGAAAGAGAAGUUUUUGUUUUGGUGAAUCUUAUAAUGAUAAUAUUCAAGCUCUCCGACAACAGCCACACCUCCGCCGGGCGACACCUCAAACUUCAAGCUCUCCGCCACCCUUGCCGCCGCCCCGACAACCGCCACACCGCCAGCACUUCCUCCACCAGUUCCAGCGCCGGAAAUGCCGCCGCCGGCAUUGCCUCCAGCUCCAACAAAGCAAGCGCCUGCACCAGCACCUCUGCUUCCGCCGGUGUUGGCGCCGGCUCUGGCGCCAAAGGGAGGAAAAAAACAUAAGAAGAAAAGGCAUAGGAAGAAGAAGGGACCGGCGCCGGCGGCACCGCUGCAAUCUUCCUCGUCGGACGAGGAUAUCACGGCGCCAGCGCCGCAACCAGCUGACAAUGGAAGUAUAGCUAUACAAGGAAGAUGCGCAAGAACAAUGAUGGCCAUUGUUGUGCUCUUUGCAGUUGUCAGUUGAAGUGUAUUAUUUCUACAAUUUUUUUCUUAUUUCAUUUAUAUUG
Molecule: messenger RNA, 2006 nt
Organism: Dendrobium catenatum
Lineage: Eukaryota; Viridiplantae; Streptophyta; Magnoliopsida; Asparagales; Orchidaceae
Product: exocyst complex component EXO70E2-like
Exons: 3
Coding region: 160-1257 (365 amino acids)
Biological process (GO): exocytosis
Cellular component (GO): exocyst
Molecular function (GO): phosphatidylinositol-4,5-bisphosphate binding
Source: RefSeq, a predicted model, not a curated record